Messenger RNA from Rhinolophus ferrumequinum (greater horseshoe bat), 3296 nucleotides. RefSeq names its product piwi like RNA-mediated gene silencing 4 (gene PIWIL4). The record is from RefSeq and is a predicted model, not a curated record. Gene Ontology annotation, biological process: regulatory ncRNA-mediated gene silencing. The coding region runs from base 168 to 2855 and encodes 895 amino acids. The transcript is spliced from 21 exons. Gene Ontology annotation, molecular function: piRNA binding; protein binding. Lineage: Eukaryota; Metazoa; Chordata; Mammalia; Chiroptera; Rhinolophidae. Gene Ontology annotation, cellular component: P granule.
CGCGGGUUGUGCGUGCUCUGUCCGCCCAGGCAUCGGACGCCGGUCGUUUCCAGCCUAGGGGCCAGAGAACUACCAUCUCCAGUCACAGCCGUGCCAUUUGGAUACCAAUAGAAAAAAAGACUACUUGGCACUUUGCUGCGUUGGAAGUCACUCGGCUCAUCCGGAACAUGAGUGGACGGGCCCGCGUGAGAGCGAGAGGCAUCGCCCGCAGCCCCAGCGCGGUGGAAAUGGGGCGCCCCCAAUCCUCGCAGUGGCCUCCAUCUGUUGAUCCUAGUAAUAAUGAAGCAUUAUCUAACCGUGGCUUCGUGGGAACAAGCGGGAUUUCACAGCAAUGCUCAGACUCCACUGAAAAGGGUGUGAACAGCAGUUUGGAGCAGGUGAUGCCGCCAUUUGGCUUAGUUGCAUCCAGUGACUCUAUUGAAGGACAGCGGUCAAGUCAGAGUUCUGGAAAAGCGUCACACUAUAAAGAUAACAUAUCUUCAGAUGAUGCUGGUUGUACCUUCAUGGAAAGAGGUGGGAAAAUCAGACGAGACUUAAUGGAUUUGGGUGUGUGUACCAGAGAGAAAUUGACCCAUGUGAGAGACUGCAAAACAGGUUCCAGUGGAAUACCCGUGAAACUGGUCACAAAUCUCUUUAGUUUAGAUUUGCCCCAGGACUGGCAGCUUUACCAGUAUCAUGUGACAUACACGCCAAAUUUAGAAUCUAGAAGAAUGAGAAUUGCUUUGCUUUAUAGUCAUAGGGAACUUUCCAACAAAGCAAAAGCAUUUGAUGGUGUCAUCCUUUUUCUCUCACAAAAGCUGGAAGAAAAGGUCACAGAAUUGUCAAGUGAAACUCAAAGAGGCGAGACUGUGAAGAUGACUAUCGCUCUGACGAGGGAGCUGCCGGCAAGUUCUCCCGUGUGCGUCCAGGUCUUCAGCAUCAUCUUCAGAAAGAUCUUAAAAAAGUUGUCUAUGUACCAAAUUGGACGGAACUUCUAUAAGCCUUCGGAGCCCGUGGAAAUUCCCCAGCACAACUUGUCCCUUUGGCCAGGGUUCACCAUUUCGGUGUCACAGUUUGAAAGCAGGCUCCUGUUCAGUGCUGAUGUGAGUUAUAAAAUCCUCCGGAAUGAGACUGUCCUGGAAUUCAUGACUGGUCUCUGCCACCAAACUGGCAUGUCCGGCUUUACCCAGACAUGUGAAAAACAGCUGAUUGGGUUCAUUGUCCUUACAAGGUACAAUAACAAAACCUAUCGCAUCGAUGACAUUGACUGGUCAGUGAAGCCCACCCAUACCUUUCAGAAGCGGGAUGGCACUGAGAUUACCUAUGUGGAUUACUACAAGCAGCAAUAUGAUAUUACUGUAUCUGACCUAAAUCAGCCAAUGCUUGUUAGUCUGUUGAAAAGCAAGAGAAAUGACAACGCUGAGGCUCGGAUGGCCCACCUGAUACCUGAGCUCUGCUUUCUAACAGGGCUGAGUAGCCGAGUAACCUCUGAUUUCCAACUGAUGAAGGUCGUGGCUGAAGAAAUGCGGCUCAGUCCUUUGGGAAGGCAGCAGCGCCUGGCCAGACUUGCUGAUGACAUCCACAGAAACAAGGAUGCCCGUUUUGAGCUGGAGACCUGGGGACUGCAUUUUGGAUGCCAGAUGUCUCUGACUGGCCGGGUUGUGCCUUCAGAAAAAAUACUAAUGCAAGAUCACAUAUGUCAACCAGCAUCUGCUGCUGAUUGGUCCAAGGAUAUGCGAACUUGGAAGAUUUUAAGUACACAAUCUCUGAAUAAAUGGUUGAUUAUAUGUAGUGACAGAGCCGAAAAUGUGACUGAGAACUUUUUGAGCUGCUUGAGAAGAGUUGGAAAUUCCAUGGGAUUUAAUGUGGACUGCCCCAAAAUCAUAAAAGUACAAGAAACCCCAGCUGCAUUUCUUAGCGCCAUACAGAAACAUUUCGAUCCUGCUGUUCAGUUGGUAAUGUGUAUUCUGCCUUCUAAUCAGCAGAACUACUAUGAUUCCAUUAAGAAAUAUUUGAGCUCUGACUGUCCAGUCCCAAGCCAGUGUGUGCUUGUUCGGACCUUGAAUAAACAGGGAAUGAUGAUGAGUGUCGCCACCAAGAUUGCCAUGCAAAUGACCUGUAAACUCGGAGGCGAGCUGUGGGCUGUCGAGAUCCCUUUAAAGUCCCUGAUGGUAGUUGGUAUUGAUGUCUGUAAAGAUGCAUUCAACAAGGGAAUGGCGGUGGUUGGAUUUGUGGCCAGCAUUAACCCCAGAAUCACCAGGUGGUUUUCCCGCUGUAUCCUUCAGAAGACAACAACUGAUGUUGCAGAUUGCUUAAAAGUUUUCAUGAUCGGAGCACUCAACAAAUGGUACAAGCACAAUCAUGGCUUGCCAGCACGGGUCAUUGUGUAUCGUGAUGGCGUAGGGGAUGGCCAGCUCAAAACACUUGUUGAAUACGAAGUUCCACAGCUGCUGAGCAGUGUGACAGAAGCAAGUUCAAAUGUCAGCUCCAAACUGUCAGUGAUUGUGGUCAGGAAGAAGUGCAUGCCACGAUUCUUUACAGAGGUGAACCGCACUGUUCAGAAUCCGCCACUUGGCACUGUGGUCGACUCUGAAGCAACGCGUCCUGAAUGCUAUGACUUUUACUUGAUCAGCCAGGCCGCUUGCCGGGGAACUGUUAAUCCGACGUACUAUAAUGUCAUCUAUGAUGACAAUGGCUUGAAGCCCGACCACAUGCAAAGACUUACAUUCAAAUUAUGCCACCUGUACUACAACUGGCCGGGCUUAAUCAGUAUCCCAGCACCGUGUCAGUAUGCCCACAAGCUGACCUUCCUGGUGGCACAAAGCAUUCAUAAAGAACCAAGUUUGGAAUUAGCCAAUUCUCUCUUCUACCUGUGAUGACACGACCCAUUGGCACCGCUAGAUGUGGAAUCGAGGAGUAGUCAGUAUACUUUGUGCAAAUCUGCCGUCAGUUCUCAAUCGAGGCCGUGACUGGGGAAAGGAGAUUAAGCUUAGUUUUAACUUCUGGAAGAAAAACACAGAACAAAAUAACUUAAUCUGAAAAGAUUCAAAAGAAAUGUAUGUUGUGUUAUUUUAGAGUUACAUGCUUAGGGUAAGUUCUUAUUGUGAUACACGGAAUUAAAAUUUACCGUCACCUGUAAGUAAUUCCACAAAGCUAAAUAGCCUCUAAGAAAAUAAAUGUUUGCAUGAUGCUUUACACUUGAUCUUAGCCAAAAGGCUGAGAAGCAAUUGCAUGAUGUUUGAUGGUAAGUAAAUGGGGUCUAAUUCUCACCCUAAAUUUUACAAAAGUUUUCUUAAAUAAUGGCAUAGAGCAUUUUU